AUGAUGGAGACGGAGUUUUCUGGGGAGAAGAAAGGUUCCAGGCAGGAGGAAGCGGAGGAGCGCGCAGGGCCGACGGGGACCUCCCGCUCCGCACCCGCGGCGGGGGCGUGUUCCGCGCUCUGCCCCGCCCCGGGACUGGCCGCGCUCCUCCCGCCGCGCUGGCACCGCCGCUGCUGCCCAGUUGAAGUGAAAAUUGAAGUUGUGAUACCUGAGAAGGAGAGAAGUAAGGAGGAGAUGUCACCCAAUGGGAAAGCCAGCCCUCUGAUCUACAAAGUCAAUGGGACUGCCUGUCACUACCACCUUGAGGAGCAUUCAAUUGCCAGCAACCCCUACCACAACCCAAAGGAUGUGGUAGAAGCAUCUGUGUGCCACGUAAAGGACCUGGAGAAUGGACAGAUGCGGGAAGUGGACCUGGGCUGUGGGAAGGCUCUGCUCAUCAAGGAAAGUGGGGAGUUCCACGCCGUGGGACACAAGUGUCCCCACUAUGGGGCUCCACUGGUCAAAGGGGUUUUGUCCAAAGGAAGAGUCCGCUGUCCCUGGCAUGGAGCUUGCUUCAAUAUCGGCACAGGUGACAUUGAGGACUUUCCCGGCUUGGAUAGUUUACCCAGGUUCCAGGUGAAGAUUGAGAAGGAGAAGGUAUACAUCCGAGCAAGCAAGCAGGCUCUUCAGACACAGAGGAGGACAAAGAUGAUGGCAAAGUGCAUCUCCUUGAGCAACUACAACCUGAGCAGCACCAAUGUGCUGAUCAUUGGUGCAGGGGCAGCUGGGCUGGUCUGUGCAGAGACCUUGCGCCAGGAGGGUUUCUCUGACCGGAUUGUGAUGUGCACCAUGGACAGACACUUGCCCUAUGACAGACCAAAGCUCAGUAAGUCAAUGGAUUCCCACCCUGAGCAGAUCGCCCUGCGCCCCAAGGAGUUCUUCUGCACCUAUGACAUUGAAGUCCUGACUGAAAUGCAGGUGGCGGCUGUGGAUGUCAAGAGCAAGAUAGCUGUGUUCAAGGAUGGGUUUAAGAUGGAGUACAACAAGCUGCUGAUAGCACCGGGAAACACGCCCAAAACUCUCAGCUGCAAAGGUAAGGAGAUGGAAAACGUUUUCAACAUCCGGACGCCUGAAGAUGCCAAUCGUGUGGUGAAGCUGGCCACGAGCAAGAAUGUUGUGAUCGUGGGAGCGUCCUUCCUGGGGAUGGAGGUGGCCGCCUACCUCGCGGAGAGGGCCCACUCGGUGUCCCUGGUGGAGCUGGAGCAUGUCCCCUUCAAGAGGUUCUUUGGGGAGAGGGUUGGCCGUGCUGUCAUGAAGAUGUUUGAGAACAACAGGGUGAAGUUCUACAUGCAGACAGAGGUGUCGGAGCUGCGGGAGCAGGAGGGGAAGCUGAAGGAGGUUGUGCUGAAGAGUGGGAAGGUCCUGCGUGCUGACGUCUGUGUUGUGGGUGUUGGUGCAGUCCCAGCGACAGGCUUCCUCAAGCAGAGUGGCAUCAACAUUGACUCCAAGGGCUUCAUCAUGGUCAACAAGAUGAUGCAGACCAACAUCCCAGGGGUCUUUGCUGCUGGAGAUGCUGUCACCUUUCCAUUGGCCUUGAGGAAUAACAAGAAGGUGAAUGUCCCCCACUGGCAGAUGGCCCACAUGCAUGGCCGCAUCGCUGCGCUGAACAUGCUGGCCCACGGCACGGAGAUCAGCACUGUCCCAUACCUGUGGACAGCCAUGUUUGGGAAGAGCAUCCGAUAUGUGGGCCAUGGGGAGGGAUUCGAUGAUGUUGUCAUUCAGGGAGAUUUAGAUGAACUGAAGUUUGUGGCAUUUUAUACCAAGAGGGUCUCCCGGAGCUGGCGUGUGGGUACCAGGAUGGCAUUCCAUGCUGAGAGCUGGAGGAGUGACGAGGUGGUGGCUGUGGCCAGCAUGAACUACGACCCAAUCGUGUCCAAGGUGGCCGAGGUCCUGGCUGCUGGCAGGACCAUCCGGAAGCGUGAUGUAGAAACUGGAGAUAUGUCGUGGCUAACAGGGAAAGGCACCUAAAGCCACGGAUGGCUGAGCUCUCCUGAUGCUGCACUCGCCGUGGGGAGAUGGGACAGAAGCUCCAUGGCCUGGCGGGAACCCCAUGGCUCAGACAUUUUUCUUUGAGACCUUGAUGAAACUGCCUUCACAUCUUCCAGGAGGAUCUCACACAGCUCCUCUGCCCCUGUGCCUGCUGGGCUGGGGAUGGGGCUCUGCUGUUGCAAUUGCUGUGGAAUGCUGGAAAAUCAGCCCACAGAGAGCGUGAGGCUUGGCGCUGGCAGUGGGCAUGGGCGCCAUACGGCUCUGGAUGCUGCCAUAGGGCUGAGGGUUCCCAGGCAGGAGUGCCUCAUGCAUGUCCCUCACUCCAUAAGCAGCACGAGUGCCUUUGGUUGCUCCUGUGCUUUCAUGCAUGAUGUUCCUUUCCAAAUGCUCUUUGCUCCCAGCAGAGCUCCAAUGCGCAUCCCUGCAGAGCCUGACAUCUGCUCCUUUCCUGCAUGGCUGCUGCAUUUGCCACAGCUCUCCCUGUGACCACCCAACCCCAGGGGCAUCUAGGCGGGCCAGGAGUUUACACUGGGUGAUCUCUGUGCAGCUGGUGCUUGUGUUGUCCAGGCUGGUCCUGUGCAGGCCCACCAGUAGAGGUGGGUCCCUGUCCAUGCUGAGGGCUCUGGAGCUCAUCAGUCCCCAUCCCAGCAUCUCCUGUCCUGGAGCAGCCAAGGGGAGCAGUUCCCUGUCUCCUGAGGCUUGGUUUGGGUUGGGGCACUGGCAGCUCUUGGGCCAAUUCCCGGGGUGCAUUGCAGGGGUACCUGAGAGCUGUGAUGGCUCAGCUGCAGCCCUGGGCUGGGUGGCCACCCUUCCAGCCAGCCUUGAGAUAUCUCUCCUUAAGGCUAUCAUGGAAUCAGUGCUGUUGCUGAGGUGUUAUUAGAGGAAAAGUAGCUGGGGAAGCAUUUCUGGCUGUCCAUUCUCUGGCACUUGUCCAGUAUAGUGACAAAGCUGCAUUUCCCAGCCCACCAUGCUCGUGCUUUGCUGUCCUGUUUCUGGUCCCAUGCUGAACAAGAGCCAUGUCUCCAGCUCAGGAGUGGACCUGGCCAGCCACAGCCCAGAGUCCAUCAGCCCAGCAGAGUGGGGGUUGAGGGUACCCCUUGGAGAGACUCCAGUGCUUUGUUCUGGGGGCGACUCCUUCCCAGCAGUCAGUGUUUUACCCUGAGUCCCAGACAAGAGGAUUUAUAUUUUUAAUUUGAUUCUUCCCCUGUGAAUUAAAGCAAUACUAUUCUUGG
Messenger RNA from Serinus canaria (Common canary), 3260 nucleotides. RefSeq names its product apoptosis inducing factor mitochondria associated 3 (gene AIFM3). Gene Ontology annotation, molecular function: 2 iron, 2 sulfur cluster binding; flavin adenine dinucleotide binding; oxidoreductase activity, acting on NAD(P)H. Gene Ontology annotation, cellular component: mitochondrion; cytoplasm. The transcript has 21 exons. Bases 1 to 2007 code for a protein of 668 amino acids. The record is from RefSeq and is a predicted model, not a curated record. Gene Ontology annotation, biological process: execution phase of apoptosis. NCBI's taxonomy places the organism in Eukaryota, Metazoa, Chordata, Aves, Passeriformes, Fringillidae.